Messenger RNA from Aspergillus campestris IBT 28561, 1313 nucleotides. RefSeq names its product putative 2,3-diketo-5-methylthio-1-phosphopentane phosphatase. Gene Ontology annotation, molecular function: phosphatase activity. The transcript is spliced from 4 exons. The record is from RefSeq and is a predicted model, not a curated record. Bases 303 to 1190 code for a protein of 295 amino acids. NCBI's taxonomy places the organism in Eukaryota, Fungi, Ascomycota, Eurotiomycetes, Eurotiales, Aspergillaceae.
UUCCCAGUUUUAAGCCAGGACUUUUUUCAUAGUCUUGGCCCUCUGGGUCCACACAUAUGCCGAUUAUUAUAGGCUUUGCCUCUGGAUCCGCACUUCGCGCCCACCACGGCCCUCCUUCGGUGGAAACUGGGAAAGAGUCGUAAACCAGUCGACGAUGUCUACGUCAUGCUGCCCUGGGAGUGCCUCAGAUUGUGGCCACCGUCCAUUUGCCACGCGAAAAUAUAACAUGCCCGACUCCCCAAUCGGUCCAACCCAUUUCAACUCUAUUUACCAUAUUGCUCAGCACAAACACACCAAACAAAAUGAGAAAGACAGUUUGCUUUUCCGAUUUCGAUGGCACCAUCUUCAUGCAAGACACGGGCCAUGUGCUCGUCGACAAUCUUGGCUGCGGAUCGAAGCAUCGGCAGCUCAUUGAGGAGCAGAUCAAGUCGGGACAGCGGUCCUUCCGCGAAGCCUCCGAAGAGAUGUGGGGUACGCUCCGGGUUCCCUUUGAAGAUGGGUUCGAAGUCAUGGAGAAGCACCUAGAGAUGGACGCAGGGUUCCAAGAUUUUCACCAAUUCUGCAUUGAUAAGGGUAUUGAUUUCAAUAUCAUUAGCGCCGGGUUGAAGCCUGUCCUACGGAAGGUGCUGGACACUUUCCUAGGAGAAGACGAGUCCUCGAAAAUUCAAAUCGUGGCCAACGAAGCCGACAUCGGUAACGAUGGGUCGCAGUGGAAGCCCAUCUGGCGACAUGAAACUGAACUGGGUCACGACAAAUCCAUAUCCAUGAAAGAGGCUCGUGCAGAGGCUGAGGCAGAUUGUGUCGACGGCGAGAUCCCUCUCGUUAUUUUCAUCGGCGACGGUAUCUCUGAUCUGGCGGCAGCGCACGAAGCAGACGUUCUGUUUGCACGAAAAGGUCUUCGCUUGGAAGAAUACUGCAUCGAACACAAGAUCCCGUACAUUGCCUUCGAAAGCUUCUCGGAUGUGAAGAAUGCACUCGAGAAGAUCAUCAAGGAAGACGAGGAGAAGACCGGUGGCGUGGGAACGCCGGCGCGGUUCAACCCACGUGCUAAUAUGUGGAGACGCAUCUCCAGCAGACAAGCGGUUCCUAAGCUCGUUGCCGCGACACCGAAAGAAGAGAAGAUGAUGUUCUGGCCGGAGACCUUCUCCGAGUAUCAACCCACGACCGAUGCGAAAAAGGUCACCACUUAGACUUUGGUUCUAUAGCUGGGUGUAGGUCCAUUUUUACGUUGGCGUUUUUGGAACAUAUCCAAGGAGUCUAUUUUCUUGACUAGAUAGAGUACAUAUUAUCUUCUAUGUAUAUACAUACUUACU